Messenger RNA from Aspergillus vadensis CBS 113365, 527 nucleotides. RefSeq lists its product as uncharacterized. The record is from RefSeq and is a predicted model, not a curated record. The annotation marks the transcript as partial. Lineage: Eukaryota; Fungi; Ascomycota; Eurotiomycetes; Eurotiales; Aspergillaceae. The transcript is spliced from 2 exons.
GGUCAAACUUGCAGCAGCUAGGCAUGAUGUGGUCGUUUCAUCCCAUUUCCGUACUCUUAUGGCUAUCCCUGUUGGCGCAGGGUGGUCUCGGGCACAACUCCCAAUCGCCCUUGCUUCCGCAUGAAGCAUAUGACUCCAAGACCAGUUCAGUUCAACUAGUAUCCAGCCAGGAUUUCAGCGAUUCCAGUCUCACACAAAGCUGUCAAGAUGCUCUAUACGCCACAUUGAAAUGCGACAAAUAUGUUUUGAAGCUUGGAAGAGGGGACUAUCAUGGUAGUCUGAAGAGUAUCAGCCUGACUGACACUGUGUGUUCAACUGAAUGUGGCCAGUCUCUAUCUACCUUUCAUGACAACGUUGUGGCACAGUGUGGCCUAGACGCUACAGUCGCACGAGGAACUCCGGCUCUUUCCGUGAUUGAUAGUGUUUGGGCAGGCUGGAAUGAAACGUGCCUGAGGAGUCCGAAUGGGACCUACUGUAAUGAGAUCAUUGAUAGAUUCCCCUCGAAGGUAAACCCGGCUGAAGUGGCG